Thlaspi arvense is the source of this 426-nucleotide messenger RNA. The record is from the annotation of a GenBank genome assembly. Lineage: Eukaryota; Viridiplantae; Streptophyta; Magnoliopsida; Brassicales; Brassicaceae.
AUGUUGGCUUCCGCUGACCCUUCUGCUUAUCCAAAAAUGGAAACAUGGAAGCUCAAAAGUGAGUAUGGCGACUGUUGCUUGUGGAAUGGCAUCGAGUGUGACAUGGAUACAAGUCAUGUGAUUGGGCUUGAUAUUAGCAGCAACUUUAUUUAUGGUUCCAUCAAUACUAGUAGUAACCUCUUCAGACUCGUUCAUCUCCAAAGACUCAACCUUGCAGACAAUAAUUUCAAUUACUCUGAAAUUCCUUCUGCAAUUGGGAAUCUUUCUAGGCUCGCCUAUGUUUACCUCUCCAAAUCUAAAUUUUAUGGGGAAUUCCCCAGAGUCAUUUUCCUACUACCAAACUUUCAAGUUCUAAGUGCCAGCCAAAAUCUAUAUUUGUCUGGUUAUUUGGCAGAAUUGCACAAUAGAAGUCCCCUUAAGGUCUAG